AUGUCCAAGUAUCCCGCCCUUGCAGAGCCCGUCACUCUCGGCGCUCUCCAGCUCCCCCAUAGGGUCAUCAUGUCCUCCCUGACCCGCAACCGCUCCCUCCCCACCACCGUCCCCAACGACGACAACGUCAAGUACUAUGCCCAGCGCGCCAACCCCGAAACAGGCGCAUCCCUCAUUCUCUCUGAAGGCACCCUCAUCUCCCACUAG
Cryptococcus amylolentus CBS 6039 is the source of this 207-nucleotide messenger RNA. RefSeq lists its product as hypothetical. Bases 1 to 207 code for a protein of 68 amino acids. Gene Ontology annotation, molecular function: oxidoreductase activity; FMN binding. Lineage: Eukaryota; Fungi; Basidiomycota; Tremellomycetes; Tremellales; Cryptococcaceae. The record is from RefSeq and is a predicted model, not a curated record. The transcript is spliced from 2 exons.